This is a messenger RNA of Leopardus geoffroyi (Geoffroy's cat), 2457 nucleotides long. It is a transcript of the gene UBE2J2, whose product is annotated as ubiquitin conjugating enzyme E2 J2. The record is from RefSeq and is a predicted model, not a curated record. NCBI's taxonomy places the organism in Eukaryota, Metazoa, Chordata, Mammalia, Carnivora, Felidae. The transcript has 7 exons. Bases 352 to 1131 code for a protein of 259 amino acids.
CCCCGUGAACGGCCAUCUUGCAAGCUUAGGCGGCGGCGGCGGCGGCGGUGGCGGAGGCGCUGCAGCGGUGGGGUGGGCUCGCUCCCGGCGCGGUGAGGCUCUCCGGCGCGGGCCACGCUCUUCCUUCCCUGCUCCGGUCUCGACCACGGCGAGCCUGAGCGCGGCGGCGGCCCACGCGCGGCGACGGGGAGAGGUGAGCGAGCGGCGCGGGCCUGAACCGGGGCUUCGGCCGCGCGUCCGCCCCGCUGGAACCGGCCCGCGCGGAGGGUUCGGGGCCGCCGCGAGCCUUGUCGCCGUUCGAUCUGCCGCUCGAGGGGCCCGGGCCUGGAGCUUCCGUGCGCGGAACCUGAGAUGAGCAGCAGCAGCAAUAAAAGAGCUCCAACGACAGCGACCCAGAGGCUGAAACAGGACUAUCUUCGCAUUAAGAAGGACCCGGUGCCUUACAUCUGUGCUGAGCCCCUCCCUUCCAAUAUCCUUGAAUGGCACUAUGUGGUCCGAGGCCCAGAGAUGACUCCUUAUGAAGGUGGCUAUUACCAUGGAAAACUAGUUUUUCCCAGAGAAUUUCCUUUUAAACCUCCCAGUAUUUAUAUGAUAACACCCAAUGGAAGAUUUAAGUGCAAUACAAGGCUGUGUCUUUCCAUCACGGAUUUCCACCCAGACACGUGGAACCCGGCCUGGUCCGUCUCCACCAUCCUGACUGGGCUCCUUAGCUUCAUGGUGGAGAAGGGCCCCACCCUGGGCAGUAUAGAGACGUCGGACUUCACGAAAAGACAGCUGGCGGCACAAAGUUUAGUGUUUAAUUUAAAAGACAAAGUCUUCUGUGAAUUAUUCCCUGAAGUCGUGGAGGAAAUAAAACAAAAACAGAAAGCUCAAGAUGAACUCAGCAGCCGACCCCAGGCUCUCCCCUUACCAGACGUGGUUCCAGACGGGGAAACACACCACGGUCAGAAUGGGCUUCAGCUCCUCAACGGGCACGCGCCGGGGGCCGGGCCGCACCUCGCGGGCCUCCAGCAGGCCAACCGGCACCACGGACUCCUGGGCGGCGCCCUGGCGAACUUGUUUGUUAUAGUUGGGUUUGCAGCCUUCGCCUACACGGUCAAGUACGUGCUGAGAAGCAUAGCGCAGGAGUGAGCCCCGCGCCACAGCCGGCAGAGGUGGUCGAACCGAGGGCACCGUGCCCGAGCUCGCCAUGGGCUGGCUGGACGUGCCGCCAGGCGCAGGGUGGACCUGCCUGACUUCUGGGGUUAGCUUUUUAAAAACCUUUAAAAGGAAAACAAAAACCAAAGCGUGUAAUUUGGAUUUAGAGGAGGUGCAAGAUUCUCAGCUCCCUGUCCUCGCCCUGGGGUCUGUUGGGAACCAUGGAGCUUGGGUGUCGAGGAGGGACCUCAUGCUUUGGUUUUAUAGCUUAAUCUCCUGUAUCGUCUUUCGGACCUGUUUUAGUAAACCUGUUUUUCAUUUUACUAGAUUUGGUCACUUAAAAAUACAAAACUCGAUUAGCAAAUACUCUGCGUGCACUUCUUGGUCCAGUGGAGCCCUGGCUCACCAGGCAGGAGCAGUUCCCACAGCUGUGCCUGGCCAGAGGGCCCAGGGGCCUGGCCAGGGGGCCCCAGGGGCUGGCCAAGGACGGCCACGGACGGGGGUCCAGGAGACGUGGGGGUUUGGCCUCAGCGUUUGAAACGUGUUUGCAUUCUCUUGGAAAGAAGCAAUCCUUCCUAGCAAAGUGGGUUCUUGUUUUGCUGAAGUUGAAAUUCCACAUCCGCUUGAUGUCUGACCACAAGGUGGCGUCCUUUGUUCAAAGAGCCACCCUAUCCUCUGCGGUCCCGAAGGCUGCUUUCACUUUACCCCCCACCCCCCACCCCCCCCUUUCCUCCUCACCUAUGCCAGGCUGGGCUCCCCACUGCCACCUCCAGGUUCCUGGCUACUGCAGGGGUGACCUUUGGUACCCACAGGACAUUUCCUCUGACCCCAGCAGCCCCAUGGAGUUCUGCACCUGACAGGCUCCCCUCACACUUGGCCCAGAUCUUGGGUGUACCCUGAAGAUAGGCUCCUGUGUUCCUUUUCACAGCUGCUCCCUGUCCGGUGUGGGCUCUUCCCCUAGAAGACCACACGCAACUGGGCAUCAAGAGGAGGUGAAGGCUGCCCCGGGAGGACUGGCCUGAGUUGCGGGCGGGGCUGGUGGGGUUAAGCAGGCUCCCUGGGUCGCUGAUGUCUUCCGUUAAGCGCCUGCUUGAUCGUUUCCCUUGCACGUUAUUUGGAAGCACCGUGUCUGUGAGUCAUGGGCUGAGGUGCUGUGAUUUCACUCCAGAGGCCAGAGGGGGCUUCAGGUGCAGCCACGCGCUUGUACAUUCGACUUUGGGUUUUGAUCAGUUUAUUUAAAAUUGCCCUAUAAUUUACCACUUGUGUGUAUUUAACCCACUCGUGUGAAAAAGAACCUUUCAUUAUAUCUUUGUUCCUAAA